Epinephelus lanceolatus (giant grouper) is the source of this 4002-nucleotide messenger RNA. RefSeq names its product ectonucleotide pyrophosphatase/phosphodiesterase 2 (gene enpp2). Gene Ontology annotation, molecular function: polysaccharide binding; alkylglycerophosphoethanolamine phosphodiesterase activity; nucleic acid binding. Gene Ontology annotation, biological process: phosphatidylcholine catabolic process; immune response. NCBI's taxonomy places the organism in Eukaryota, Metazoa, Chordata, Actinopteri, Perciformes, Serranidae. The record is from RefSeq and is a predicted model, not a curated record.
CUCACUCUCCGACCUACUUCACAGGACUCUACGCUCAGCCCGACAGAGGAACAUGUUGCUUCACAAACUGCUUGUUUGGAUCCUGUCAGUCGUGUGUGGCACUGAUGUGUGCUCAGGAUUUGUCUACGACCGGCCCAGACGCUCAGGAGAGGACGGGACGUCAGCCAGGACAGAGUCUCGCUCUGCAGCUCAGUAUGUGCCAACAUCCGGCUCCUGCAAGAACAGGUGUUUUGAGCUGGUCGAGUUGGAACCACCAAACUGUCGCUGUGACAACCUGUGUAAGACCUACAACGGCUGCUGCUCAGACUUCGAUCAGCUCUGCCUCAGGACAGAGGGGGGUUAUGAGUGCAGUAAAGAUCGAUGUGGGGAGACUCGAAAUGAACAACAUGCCUGCCACUGCUCUGAUGACUGUCUGGCCAGAGGAGACUGUUGUACCAACUACAAGACACUGUGUAAAGGGGACACCUCAUGGCUGCAGGAUGAGUGUGAGGAAAUCAAGACAUCUGAAUGUCCUGCUGGGUUUGUGCGCCCACCCCUCAUCAUGCUGUCAGUGGAUGGAUUUAGAGCAUCUUAUGUGAAGAGAGGAAACAAGGUCAUACCCAACAUUGAGAAACUGAGAACAUGUGGAACCCAUGCUCCAUACAUGAGGCCUGUUUACCCCUCAAAAACCUUCCCCAACCUCUACUCACUGGCUACGGGUCUCUACCCAGAGUCUCAUGGUAUCGUCGGCAACUCCAUGCAUGACCCAGUAUUUGAUGCCACCUUCACCCUGAGAAGCCGAGAGAAACUCAAUCAUCGCUGGUGGGGUGGCCAGCCAAUCUGGAUCACAGCGCUCAAACAGGGAGUGAAGGCUGCCACCUUCUUCUGGCCUGUUGCUAUCCCAUUGGAGAGGCGGAUACUGACCAUGCUGCAGUGGCUCCACCUUCCUGAAGGAGAGAGGCCAUACGUUUACGCCAUGCACUCUGAGCAACCAGACACAUAUGGACACAAGAUGGGGCCCAUGAGUGCAGAAUUGAACAACCCUCUGAGGAUGAUCGACAGAAUCGUUGGCCAACUGAUGGAUGGACUCAAACAGAUGAAACUGCACCGUUGUGUCAACAUCAUCCUGGUGGGGGAUCAUGGAAUGGAAGAGGCCAGUUGUGAUCGCACCGAGUUUCUUAGUCACUACCUGAACAACGUUGAUGACAUCAUCCUCAUCCCUGGGUCUCUAGGCAGAAUACGCUCAAGACACCCCAACAACCCUAAAUAUGACCCCAAGGCUGUUGUUGCAAAUCUAACAUGCAAGAAGGCAGACCAGCACUUUAAGCCAUACAUGAAGCAGCACCUACCCAAGAGACUGCACUAUGCCAACAACCGACGCAUUGAAGAUAUUCAUCUGCUGGUGGACAGGAAGUGGCACAUUGCAAGGAAAGUUCCUGAAGGAAAGAGGCACUGUGGCUUUGCUGGUGACCAUGGAUAUGACAAUAAGAUCAACAGCAUGCAGACUAUUUUCUUGGGUUAUGGACCAACAUUUAAGUUCAAGACUAAAGUUCCCGCCUUUGAAAACAUCGAGCUUUAUAAUGUCAUGUGUGAUCUUCUGGGUCUGAAACCAGCUCCCAAUAAUGGGACCCAUGGCAGUCUGAACCACCUGUUAAGAAGUCCCUCCUUCAGACCCACGAUGCCAGAGGAAGUUUCCAGGCCAGUAGCCUCCGGUCUUGUUCCUGCAGGAACAGACGACCUGGGCUGCAACUGCGACGACAAGUUGCGUGUAAAAAGUAGGGGCCAGAGAGGUUUGAAAGUGACCCUUGUACGAGGCUAUAACCUGGAGUCACUCUGGCUCUGUCUCUUACAGAACAAAGUGGAGGAGCUAAACCAGCGACUGAGGCAAGCUAUGGAUGACAGCAGGAACUUGCCGCAUGGUCGACCUGCUGUACUCUUCCGUACCAAAUACUUCAUCCUCCACCACAGUGACUACAUCAGCGGCUACAGUGAGGCUCUCUCUAUGCCUCUGUGGACCUCAUACACAGUCAGCAGACAGGUAGAAGUGCUCCCUCUGCCUGAAGCUCUCUCCAACUGUGUGAGACCUGAUAGCAGAGUCCCUCCAGCCUACAGUCAGUCUUGUACCAACUACAGAGCAGACAAACAGAUCACCUACGCCUUCCUGUACCCACCACAAUUGUCCUCAACCAUAGACAAAAAAUAUGAUGCUGUCCUCAUCACCAACACCGUCCCCAUGUAUCCUGCAUUCAAGAGAAUAUGGGGUUACUUCCAGAGAGCACUGGUGAAGAAAUAUGCCACUGAGAGAAACGGAGUCAAUGUGCUCAUUGGACCCAUAUUUGACUACGACUAUGAUGGUGUCAGAGACUCAGCUGACAAGAUAAGAGAGUAUGUAAGUGGAACGAUACCAGUCCCCACACACUACUUUGUGGUCCUGACCAGCUGCUUAGACUUCACACAGGCUGCAGACUCGUGUAGCGGCCCACUCAGCAGUGCUGCCUUCAUCCUGCCACACAGAUCCAGCAAUGACGAGACCUGUAAUAGCUCAGAGGAGGAGUCCCGCUGGGUGGAGGACCUGAUGAAGAUGCACACAGCUCGAGUCCGAGAUGUGGAGAUCCUGACGGGCUUGGACCUGUACCGCAGAACGACCCGGAGCUACCCUGAAAUCCUCUCGCUCAAGACCUACAUGCACACCUACGAGAGCGAGAUCUGACACCUGCCGGCUCUGUUAAUGUUAAUGACCUUUUCCAACCGUGGUGGAUGUAUGUGGUACAAGGAAGAGAUGCGACCAUCUCUGUCACACUGAGCUACACCAGCUUUAGCUGUCGCUGGGUGCUAUGGCUGCAGCUGCUCUGCAGCAUCCAUGUUGUGGCCCUUUCACCGAGUAUAUGGUUUCAUCUCAUUUUAUCAGUCUGUCAUAAUAUAGCUUUAACACCACUGAGCUAUUAGCUGUGGUACUGUCCACUUAAUUCUGUUACACAAAAAAAACCUCCACAUUGCAAACAUGACCUACAUGCAGUGUAAUUCUGGAAUUUUAAAACACUUAACUAUGCAGUUUUCAUUAUUAAAUCUAUACCAGUAAUUUUUUGUCAUGAUGUGUAAAUAUCAGAGAUGUGGAAUAUUAUGUGACACCGCCAUGUUUUUAAAAAAAUUUGUGAUUGAUCACAGCUUUAUUUAUAAAAAUGCAGCAUGGUAGCAAAAUAUAAACUAUUAGGUCUUAAAAUUAGAUUUGUAGGGCCUCAGUACAAGACAGGGCCACAUGAUCAGAUAAUAACUGCAGUACAGUAGACAGUAGCCGUCUAUGAGAUGCAGUGAACUGGAGGUAUGCCACAUCUGUCACAUUCACAAAUACUCUAUGUUUUAGCUAUGUUACUCAUGGGCCUUUCAAAAAGUCAUUAACACAUGCUGCAGAUGAUUCCCUGAUAAAUAUCCAGGAGCAGUUUUUGAGGGGUUUUUGUACAGUAUAUAAACAUUCAAAUUAUUUUCUUGCAAACGAUAUUCCAUAUGUGUAAAUAAUGUUACAUUUUAAAGUGGUAAAAAUAUUCAAUUGCACUACAAAGCCAGCAACAGAAUCAGUCUUAGAACAAACCAUCACCUCAGUAGAACGGCAGGAUUUAUAAACUCGUGCACAUUUUCAGUUUUCUUUAGACAGUGAUCCACUCUGUUUGAUGUGAAGUUGACUCAUACUAUGUCUCUAUUGAACCGUUUCUCAUGAUGUUCAGUGAUUAAGAAGAAAUUGCCUUUAUUUUUUAAUGAAAUGAUAAUGCAAUGUCGUGUAUGUGUGUGUGUGUGUGUGUGUGUGUGUGUGUGUGUGUACAGUGUGUAUAUGUUGAACUCGAGAUAUUUUCUGUUUGUGUUUGCCUGUUGAUUGUGUGUGCAUGUGUGUUGUUGACUUUUUGUUCUGUGCACAAAAACAAUAAUGUCAAUGCUGAUGAUUUAUAAAUGUUUCCUAAAACAGUUACCACCUGUGAGACCUAUUUAUGCUUUAUGAAAAUGUCAUCACAAUAAACAAAUGUUUUUGCUAAA